Parasteatoda tepidariorum (common house spider) is the source of this 729-nucleotide messenger RNA. The record is from RefSeq and is a predicted model, not a curated record. NCBI's taxonomy places the organism in Eukaryota, Metazoa, Arthropoda, Arachnida, Araneae, Theridiidae.
AUGUCAUCUGUUGUGCAGUCUUUGCUAGCUGGUAAAAUGAUUGGUGCAGGUGGAGGAGGUCUUUUAAGGACUUCACUCUACGUUGGUGUAAAGAAAUUGGAAGAAACAGUGCCGGUUGGAGCGACUUUAGCAAAAUUAAAUGACUUGAUUUUGGCUAGCGAUGAAUAUAAAAAGGAUCCAGAAUUCGUAAAACAGGUAUUUGAGGAUACUGUUAAAGAGAGAAAGAUACAAGAACAGGAGAAAGAAGCCAUGGAAUUGGAAAAGGCUCGAAUGGCUCAUGAAUUGGAAAUGGCCCGAUUACAGGCGCAAGAUCGAGAAUCGACAAUUCAAAAUGUCGCAAAUUCAAGUUCAAUUAAUACCGAAGCUGUUAAUACUAGGAGAAAGUUUACGUUACCAAAGCUGGGGUUCAGGCAGUUUGGCGACGAUGUCAAGGAAUGGCUUCCGUUUUGGAGUCAAUUUCAGCACAUAGAUAAUGAUGCUGAUAUUGCCCUUGAAGACAAAUUCCAAUAUCUGAUACAAGCUACUGUGAUGGGUUCCAGAGCGAGAGAGAUUGUAGAAAGUUUCCCGCCAACUGGGGAAAAUUAUACUAAAGCCGUCGAUAGUCUGAAAUCGAGAUUUGGAAACGAGGAUCUUUUAGUGGAGAUAUACGUAAGGGAACUUCUCAAAUUAAUUAUUAAUGUUCAGGUGAAUAGAUCUUUUCCACUUACCUCCUUAUAUGAUAAGCUGUAA